Rosa rugosa (rugosa rose) is the source of this 2235-nucleotide messenger RNA. Its product is annotated as pentatricopeptide repeat-containing protein At5g40410, mitochondrial-like. The record is from RefSeq and is a predicted model, not a curated record. Lineage: Eukaryota; Viridiplantae; Streptophyta; Magnoliopsida; Rosales; Rosaceae. Gene Ontology annotation, molecular function: protein binding; RNA binding; zinc ion binding. Gene Ontology annotation, biological process: RNA modification.
CAACGGCUCCUAAUUCUGGUGGUGAGCUUGCAUUGCGUACCCUCCUCGGUGCAUAAAAGAAUUUUUUUUUUGUAUUGUUAUAAUUUAUAAAAGCGGAACGCAAAUAUAGCGAACGACACCGUUUCGUGCAGUAUAACUAACUGUUGUCAUUGCCGCCUUGGGCUCAAAAUUUGAAGCACGCGAGAAAAGAUUUGAACAAUGGGAGAUGAUAAGACUACGUUCUUGUUCAUCGUCGUCUCUGCUCUACUUUCACUUAAAUUUCAGAACCAGAUGUUUAUUCUUCUCCCAUCAAAUUCAAAACCCACAAUGUAUCUACAAGCUCUUCACCCAGAAAACAUUUCACAAUGCACUUCUUCCUCACUCAUCUUUCCAAUUUCGCACACAUUCAAACCCAGACAUUCUUCUUUCCGCUCUGAUUUCUGCUAUAAGCUCGUGCCCUUCUGUCUCCUAUGGCCGUGCCAUUCACGCAUGUGUAAUCAAGUCUUACGAUUACAGUGAUGGGUUCAUUGGCGAUCAGCUGGUUUCGUGUUAUGCCAAGAUGGGUUUUGCUGAAGAUGCACUGAAGCUGUUUGAUGAAAUGCCCAACAAGGACUUGGUCUCCUGGAAUUCUUUGAUUUCCGGGUUUUCGCGAAGAGGGUAUGUGGAUAAAUGCUUGACUGCGUUUCUUGGGAUGAAGUUUGAAAUGGGAAUAGAACCCAAUGAGGUUACACUUAUAUCUGUAGUUUCAGCUUGUGCUAGCAGUGGAGCUGUUGGUGAAGGCAUGUACAUUCAUGGACUUACACUGAAAUUGGGUGUGCUGUGGGAACCAAAGCUUGUUAAUUCUCUGAUUAAUCUGUAUGGAAAGUCAGGCUAUUGGGAUGCAGUUUGUCGAUUAGUUGAGACUAUGCCGAUACAGAAUGUAGUGUCAUGGAAUUUAAUGAUUGCAAUUUACGCUCAAAAUGGAUCUGCGGCGGAGGGGUUGAAUUGUUUUAAUCUCAUGAGAAGGGCUGGAGUUUAUCCUGAUGAUGGCACUGUGGUGUCCUUGCUUCAAGUUUGCGAGAAUUUAGGUUUAGGGAAACUAGCAGAGGGUGUCCAUGGUGUAAUCAUCAAUUGUGGUCUUAGUGCAAGCGUCAGAGUUGCAACAGGAGUUGUAGAUUUGUAUACGAAGUUGGGGCGAUUAGAUUAUUCACUUACGGUUUUCAAGGAGUUAAUCGAUCCGGAUAAAGUAGCUUGGACUGCAAUGCUUGCAGGUUAUGCUACGCAUGGGUAUGGACGAGAAGCUAUGGAGAUCUUUGAAAGCAUGGUUAGGAAAGGUGUGCAGCCUGAUCACGUCACGUUCACCUAUUUGUUAAGUGCUUGUAGUCAUUCUGGACUUAUCAAGGAAGGGAGAAUAGAAGUUUAUGGAGUUGAGCCUAGGUUGGAUCACUAUUCAUGCAUGGUUGAUCUUCUGGGUCGCUCUGGGCUGCUGCAUGAUGCUUACAAGCUGAUUAAACGAAUGCCAAUGGAGCCAAACUCUGGCGUAUGGGGGGCUCUUUUUGGUGCUUGUAGGGUGUAUGGUAACAUUGAGCUUGGGAAGGAAGUUGCAGAAAUGUUAUUUGCUUUAGAGCCGUCCGAUUCCAGAAACUAUAUCAUGCUAUCAAAUAUGUACUCCGCAGCUGGUUUGUGGAGGAAUGCUUCAAAGGUGAGAGGGUUGAUGAAGGAGAAAGGUCUUGCGAGAACACCCGGAUGCAGUUUUAUUGAAUUUGGAAAUAAAAUUCAUCGCUUUGUUGUGGGUGAUCAGUCUCACCCUGAGUCAGAGAGGAUAUAUGCCAAGUUGGAAGAAGUGAUUGAAAAGAUCCGGAAGGCUGGAUUUGUGUCUCAAACUGAAUUUAUUCUACAUGAUGUUGAAGAGGCAGUGAAAGUAGAUCUGAUCAGUAAGCACAGUGAGAAAUUAGCCAUUGCAUUUGGGCUUUUGGUGAUUAAUGCUGGCAUGCCAAUAAUUAUUACCAAGAACCUUCGAAUUUGUGGUGACUGUCACGGCGCUGCAAAGUUCAUUUCAUUGAUUGAGAAGCGAACUAUUAUAAUUCGAGAUUCUAAGCGGUUCCAUCAUUUUACUAAUGGUAUAUGUACUUGUGGAGAUUAUUGGUAAUCCUGUGCACCAUGAUAGCAGUUGUUUGGCACAAGCCUUGUUCUUGAUCUCUCGGCCUACUUGCUGGAUGUGCUGCUCCUUUACCAGGUCUUCUGUUUUCUUAUAGCAUGGUGGUGCAGUUAUUAGUU